AUGCCCACCUCCAGUAACUUGGGUCAAGUCUAUCCAAUAACAUCAGCGAACACUGUAGUUCCCACAGGCGAAAUCCCUCUUAUUGCACCACAAGCUAUUGCAAAUCAAAUCCCUUAUAUCGAGAGAGUUCCCCAGGAAGCCGCCGGGCUACCGCAAGUGACGCGAACCGCUAUUUUCUGUACCUCACCAUGGCUAAGCCAGCAGCCGAAUGUACCCAUAUACGCAGUAUCAACUGCCGCAAACCAGUUGCAGGAUACGAUGCCACAGCGACAUGCAGCCAUAAAUUACUAUCACGUUCCUCUUAGCAGUAUCUUUGGGAACCCUGUAACCCCAAGCGUGGCUCUAAGCCCGGCCGUAGUCCCAACCUACCGUUUGAAUCAGCAACACGAACAACAAUAUAUUGUUCCAGCUACGAGGCUAGCUUCAGCGUAUACGGCUGGGCAUGGCUAUGUAUUCCAGCAGCGAAGUCGUCAAGCAGCACAUAAUAACACGAACAAUCAGGCCAUGGCACCUAUCCACUAG
Molecule: messenger RNA, 522 nt
Organism: Histoplasma mississippiense
Lineage: Eukaryota; Fungi; Ascomycota; Eurotiomycetes; Onygenales; Ajellomycetaceae
Exons: 2
Coding region: 1-522 (173 amino acids)
Source: RefSeq, a predicted model, not a curated record